Molecule: messenger RNA, 267 nt
Organism: Lasiosphaeria miniovina
Lineage: Eukaryota; Fungi; Ascomycota; Sordariomycetes; Sordariales; Lasiosphaeriaceae
Product: Tim10/DDP family zinc finger protein
Exons: 2
Source: RefSeq, a predicted model, not a curated record
CUUACCGCCGCCGAGAACCGCGAGCUGGAGACGCGCAUGCAGAAGCGCCAGCUCAAGGAGUUUAUGAGCGUCAUCGGCAACCUCGUCGACACGUGCUUCAACUCGUGCAUCAACGACUUCACGUCCAAGGCGCUGUCGGGGACCGAGACGGGGUGUAUCACGCGGUGCGUGCAAAAGUCCAUGACCACGCAGGCGCGCAUGGCGGAGCGCUUCGCCGAGCAGAACCAGGCCAUGGCCGCCGAGAUGCAGCGGAAGGCGCAGCAAUAG